AUGGAGCCGCCGUCGCCAUCGAGUGAUCCUCCACCUGUCGUAGCGAGUAAUACCUCGCCACGUGUCUUCAACGUGAAUGUUGGCAUUCUGGGGCACAUCGACAGCGGCAAAACUAGCCUCGCCAGGGCGCUGAGCACGCUGCUGAGCACCGCCGCGUUGGACAAGCACCCGCAGAGCGCGGAGAGGGGGAUCACCCUCGACCUCGGGUUCUCCGCCUUCCAGGUGGACGUCCCUCCAUCCCUUGUUGGUCAGCUGCCAUUCGACAAGAUUCAAUUCACUCUCGUUGACUGCCCCGGCCACGCCUCCCUCAUCCGCACCAUCAUUGGAGGCGCACAGAUCAUUGAUAUGAUGCUGCUUGUGGUCGAUGCCACCAAGGGCAUUCAGACGCAGACUGCAGAGUGUUUGGUGGUCGGUGAGGUGUCUCCCACCAAGGAGAUGGUUGUCGUUCUCAACAAAACGGACCUGUUGCCUGCUGCCACGAAGCAAGCACAGAUCGAUAAGGUAAGGCCAUGGAUGGCUGAUGGGUAG
Molecule: messenger RNA, 528 nt
Organism: Closterium sp. NIES-65
Lineage: Eukaryota; Viridiplantae; Streptophyta; Zygnematophyceae; Desmidiales; Closteriaceae
Source: the annotation of a GenBank genome assembly